ACAGAAUCAAAAAUAAACGUUUUCUUUUUUCUGUUUAACAUAAAAUUAAAAAGUUUCAAUAUGAUUAUAAAAUUCAUUCUUUUGCAAGGGACUUUUACCUGGAAACUAACUUGACUUCUCUACUAUACUGCUUUGAAUCUACCACCCACCUCACUUUCAGCGAAAGAUUUAAAUCUGCAGCCAUGGAAUACUUAAACCAAAAAGAACAAGAACAAUUUUCUCAAGUAUUAGAAGCAAAGCAAAUUAAAGAUUAUACGAAUAUGAUGUUUAACCUUAGUCAAGGAUGUUUCAAUGACUGUAUUCUUGAUUUCACCAGCAGUAAAAUUGGUGAAAAGGAAAGUGCAUGCUUGACUAGAUGCGCAGACAAGUUUUUCAAGCAUACCCAGCGUGUCGGUCAAAGAUUUGCAGAGAAUAAUGCUAAGCUUAUGCAAUAAAUGUAUCAUAUCUGUCAAUUGCACAGAGUCCGCUCGACUCCUGAUUCCCUGUGAGUGUCUGGUGUACAGUUCAUUAGUUUUGCUAUCAGGACGUGAUGAAAAACCUGAAUGAAGUAUCCAGCAUUACCACAAUUUCUUAGUUUUUUGAUCAAUUAUUAGGGAAAAAUGCAGAAAACAGGAUUCGUAUUUUUCAACUUCACUGUAAUGUACAAUUGUGUCACUAAUCCAUUCGUUUGAUGGUCCUGUAGCUAAACAAUCGCCAACACAUUCAAGCUCGGAUUUAUGCGAGUCUUGCUCGUCUUUCACUUGUGACUUGUCCUUUCAUUUGCUAUUCAGAGUGAGUUCUGCGUAAAUGUCAACACUUUUUAUACGGUCUGAUUCAAAAAGACGGAACACUCAAGCACGUUUCUGAAUAGCUCAAGUUGUACAAGAACAGUAUAAGUACGUAGGACGCAUUGCUCAAGAACGAGAAUGCUCUCUUUCGUAGGCUUUGCAAAGUUUAAAAAAAUACAACACGGCACAUGCGUGGAACACAAGAAAUCGACAUUUUGAAUACUGAAAUCUUUCAUUUGCCUUUUCUUUUUAUACGUAAAAUCGUGUUCAGUUCCUUCAAGGUAGUGCUCGCUGUAUAGCAAUUGGUAGCAGCUAGUAGCUUUCGAGAAAGGAACUGGCUCUCUUCCUAAAGUCAAAAGGGAUCCAAUCAAUUCUUCUUCUUUUAUUUACUUAACAUUUAACAUUCGAAAACGAGCCUGCUUCAUUUGUUUAUGGUCUCUAAUAGACGUAACAUGUUACUUGUAGUUGGUGUCGGAGAGCUUUUACCUUCUGUACAGACUUCACGUAGCAUCAGCACAACUCUCGUUGU
This is a messenger RNA of Schizosaccharomyces cryophilus OY26, 1296 nucleotides long. Its product is annotated as Tim9-Tim10 complex subunit Tim9. The transcript has 2 exons. NCBI's taxonomy places the organism in Eukaryota, Fungi, Ascomycota, Schizosaccharomycetes, Schizosaccharomycetales, Schizosaccharomycetaceae. The record is from RefSeq and is a predicted model, not a curated record. Bases 183 to 434 code for a protein of 83 amino acids.